Messenger RNA from Tympanuchus pallidicinctus (lesser prairie-chicken), 480 nucleotides. RefSeq names its product feather keratin 1-like. Bases 1 to 480 code for a protein of 159 amino acids. NCBI's taxonomy places the organism in Eukaryota, Metazoa, Chordata, Aves, Galliformes, Phasianidae. Gene Ontology annotation, cellular component: intermediate filament. The transcript is spliced from 3 exons. The record is from RefSeq and is a predicted model, not a curated record. Gene Ontology annotation, molecular function: structural constituent of cytoskeleton.
AUGUACCCGAUGGUGAGUCUCUGGGAAAAUUACUGCUUGCUUAAAGUGACUGCUGGCCUCAGGCAGCACACAAGCAGUAUAAAAGCAGGCCCAACUCCUCUCUCAGUCAUUCGCUCCUCUUGCCUCCAUCUCCCAGGGAACGAGGUGCCCCUCCAGACACAAGACAUGUCCUGCUACGACCAGUGCCUGCCACGCCUGCCCUGCCAGCCCUGCGGCCCCACCCCUCUGGGCAGCAGCUGCAACGAGCCCUGCGUCAGGCAGUGCCAGGACUCCAACGUCUUCAUCCAGCCCUCUCCCGUGGUGGUGACCCUGCCUGGACCCAUCCUCAGCUCCUUCCCGCAGAACACCGCCGUGGGCUCCUCCACCUCCGCUGCCGUUGGCAGCAUCCUCAGCUCUGAGGGCGUGCCCAUCUCCUCUGGAGGCUUUGGCCUCUCUGGCAUUGGCAGCGGCAUCUGUGGCAGGCGGUGCUUCCCCUGCUAA